AUGUUCUUCCAAAAUAAUAAUUCACUAUUUAUAGUUGGUGCUGGAUUUCAAGAUUACAUUGACCAUCUAUCGAUAUCAUUUCAAGCUACAGCUGAAGAAGUGAUUAUAUGGGACGCAACAACUGACAUUUAUGAAACAAUGGAAACUGUGGUGAAAUUUAAUACUGAUGUUCAUAAUAUGAGCUUGCUAACAAUGAUAAUGACGUUAGGAAAAUAUAUGGGUCCAAUUAAAUGUGAAACUCCGGAUGGCAGAGAUUCGACAAAGAAAUUUAAUGAAUCAUUAGUUGAACUGCAUGUCGUUUCACGUGAAUUGACUUACGACGAAGAAGUUUAA
Molecule: messenger RNA, 333 nt
Organism: Adineta ricciae
Lineage: Eukaryota; Metazoa; Rotifera; Eurotatoria; Adinetida; Adinetidae
Source: the annotation of a GenBank genome assembly